UGUAUAUGCAUUCAAACCACUUUCGUCGUACAUUUCCGCUAACAAUCUAGGAAAUAGGUGGCCGGCGGCGACAGACCGGUCGUCCGCUCAUCUUUCAGGCCACCUUCCGGUGCCGGCGACCCUGUCCCCAUCGCCCCCCUCUACGAGGAUGAUUAUGAACCCGACAUUUCCACUUCAGCUGCAGCCAGUCCUAAUUUAUCCAGCUUAAGCUCUACCGACUUGUUAAUCACAGAAUCGCCCACAAUGCAAGUAAUGGAUCGUUCUAUGGACAUGUCGCAUAGGAUACCUUCUUCUGUGUUUGAACUAGACCACUCUUCGGACCCAAUACAGUGGAGUACAGCCUCCAGUGAAUCAUUGUUCAGUAUCCACUUAGGGAAUACCAGUAUUUCCGGGGAUUAUGGUCUUCGGUGCUCUGAUGAGCGUGGAACGACAGGAGAGGCUUCUAUAGAUCGUCCAGUCCCCACACGCCAGGUUUCUGAUCGCCCUAGUGUUAAAUUAAGAGCAGUGGAAGCAUCUCUUGAAGAAGAGGGCUCAAGGGAAAGUGAAGAUCACAAUCAUGAGAAAUCUUUUCCCGAGGGGAGGGGAAGUAAUGCCAGUGUGAAAUCCUUCGCGUUUCCAAUUUUGGCAGGCGAAGAUUCUACGGGGAAGCUUGGCUGCUCUGCCAGAUUCCCAGAACCACAGCCAGCACCAUCGCCGAUGCAGGAGAUAGAACCAUCGCCACAAUCAGAACCCGAGGCUGCUCAAAAGAAAUGGUUUUCUUGCUUCCCUUGUUGCCCAUAGGAAAGUUCAUUUCGCCCGAAUUUUAUCCGCCUUCACUGCUCAAGCAAAACUUGAGGUUUAGAGUCAUUGUGAUGUAUACUUUUGGCAUCAAAAGAUUGGCUAAGAUCUAAUUAAGAAGUCACCUUUUAAGCUCUCACAUGUAGUCAGGAAGAGCUGGUGCAAUUUUUGAGGUAUUGUUUUUGGUCCAAUGCAAAUUUUUGUAUAGUAAAGCAACUGCUAGCUGCCAAAAAAAAAAAAAAAGUGUUAUCAUAGCAAUUAGCAACAAAACUUUGUUAGGCUGAUGAAACAUCAGAGAACAGUGUUGUCCAUUUUCUAGUGCUUAUCA
Messenger RNA from Ipomoea triloba (trilobed morning glory), 1105 nucleotides. RefSeq lists its product as uncharacterized. The transcript is spliced from 3 exons. The record is from RefSeq and is a predicted model, not a curated record. NCBI's taxonomy places the organism in Eukaryota, Viridiplantae, Streptophyta, Magnoliopsida, Solanales, Convolvulaceae. Bases 244 to 780 code for a protein of 178 amino acids.